Messenger RNA from Cucurbita moschata (crookneck pumpkin), 714 nucleotides. Its product is annotated as histone H3.2. The transcript has a single exon. The coding region runs from base 90 to 500 and encodes 136 amino acids. Gene Ontology annotation, molecular function: structural constituent of chromatin; DNA binding; protein heterodimerization activity. Gene Ontology annotation, cellular component: nucleosome. Lineage: Eukaryota; Viridiplantae; Streptophyta; Magnoliopsida; Cucurbitales; Cucurbitaceae. The record is from RefSeq and is a predicted model, not a curated record.
UGUCUCUUCCGCUUCUCACAUCGAAGUAUUCAUAUUUCGUCUUUCGCUCUCAAAAAUUUCAUCGGAAGCCUUUUCCCGCUACCGCGUCAAUGGCUCGUACUAAGCAAACUGCUCGUAAAUCCACCGGCGGUAAGGCUCCGAGGAAGCAGUUAGCGACGAAGGCCGCUCGGAAAUCAGCUCCUGCAACGGGAGGAGUGAAGAAGCCGCAUAGAUUUAGGCCGGGAACGGUGGCGCUGAGAGAAAUUAGAAAGUACCAGAAGAGCACCGAGCUUCUAAUCCGCAAGCUUCCGUUCCAGCGGCUCGUUAGAGAGAUCGCUCAGGACUUCAAGACCGAUCUCCGGUUCCAAAGCAGCGCCGUAGCAGCGUUGCAGGAGGCGGCAGAAGCCUAUCUCGUCGGAUUGUUCGAGGAUACUAACCUCUGCGCAAUUCAUGCUAAGAGAGUUACGAUUAUGCCGAAGGAUAUUCAAUUGGCGAGGAGAAUUAGAGGCGAGAGAGCUUAGAAACCCUAGAGUUGUGAUUCGCGUUCAGAAUGAAGGUUAGCGGUGUUGAUUUGCCAUUGAGGUAGUGUUAGAGAGCUUUAAAGAUGAAUCGGUGUUUAGAUUAGGGUUUUCUCCAUUUGGAUUACGAUGUUUCUUGGAACAGAACUGAAAAUUCUACUUGGGGAAGAACGGUGUAUUAUUUAAAUGAAAAGUAUCUGUAUCAACUUUGCAAUUC